UCCGCGUCUCGACCUCAAUAUUCAGCUUCAUUCUUAUCCUCACACGCACGACCCCUCCAAAUUCUGACACCAGUUGGCGAUUCUUUUCCAAGCAAGCUCUCGAUGCCACGCCCCGGACGGCCAGGGCGUUCAAGGCGCUCUGAGUCCGUCGAUCACGACUCUGUUCAUUAUGUCAAGGAGAGCGCAGCCCUGACGUCGGUCGAACUCGGCCCCGACGAGGGCGAAUGGCCCUGUUUUGUCCUCUCGGACGCUAUUAUUUAUCGGAAAGAUGGCAAAACACUCGCCAACCCCCUCAUGGUUCAUUCAGAAGGACCUUUGGUGAUUCGCGGAUUGCUUGAAAUCGACGAAGAAACCAAGAAAUGUGUCAAAAUUCCCGUGGUCAAGGGUGUACAUCUCGAAAUCACAGACUCAACCAAGUACUCCAUUAGUGAUGAGCCGUUCGCCCUCUGGGUGUCCGGUACUUCUGGUUGGUUCGAAAUCCAACCAUCCAGGAAGUACCUUCCUAUGUAUCGGGAAGUGGCCGAAGCAGCAAACCUUUACUAUCGUGUCUUUGUUGCCCACGACGAUCACCAUAAGUUGGUCAAGCUCUGCAAGAAAAGCGGAAGAAAGCAGCCGCCCCCGUUGUCUCUCGACCAGAUCUUUCUGCAUUAUGCUGUCAAGAUUGGAAGCGGCAUUGUGAGGGACGAGGUGGAGGCUCUGUGCGACAAGUGGGCCGAGUUCUUCAUCUCGCACUUUAAGAAAGAGAACCAGCUCGACUGGAAGCCGACACAAUUUGCGCAGUGGCUCAUUUCGAAGCACCCGGCAAGUAUAACGUUCUAUGAGCUUGAAAAACGGGUUGAGGACGCAGCUAAGGGGCUGCCCAUUCCGGUGCCUCCCCCUCCUCAGCUGGAGGACUCCGAAGACGAGGUCCUUCGGAUGAGAAGGAAGAGCAAAGCGGUUAGCCAAGGUCAAGAUGUUGACAUGGUCGAAGUUGCCCCUACCCGCUCGCAGAAAUUGCCGAGCAGACCCAUUUCGCAGUCUCAGUCAAGGCCAGUAGAAAGUCCGGUACCACUGCCGGAAAAGUACUUGAACAUCGGAAAGCCGACGUCAGCCACGCCCCAGCCACUGCCGCAGGCCCCAGCACAGUCGGCCUCUCCUGCUGCCCAGGCAGUUCCCGAUUCUCCGGUUGAUCGGCUUCUGGGAAUCCUUGAUGAGGUGGUUCAAGAUAGCCCAGAUUUACAUGCUAGGGCGCCAUCAACGAUUUUCAAUAUGGUCUAUUUCAAAGCUAAGAUCAAGGACUAUCAUGGAUCCCGUGAGAUUCUCUCUUAUUACGCCAAAGACUUGUUCCCACGGCUGGACCCGAACAUCUGGGCCGGGACCCCCUUCCAUACGUGGCUCGAGGCAACGUCGCGAAACUGGGACGGGCAGCUUUUGCACGUCAGGGAGGAGGAAAUCCCCUCACAGAUGUAUCGCAGAGGCAGGAUGGGACCCAGAGCCCCGAGGGCACCACAGCAGCCCUCCGCCCCAACUACUUCGAAUCGUAACGUCGUCUCUGGGAAGCGGUCGACGCUGAGGCCAGGGCCAUCGUCGAAGAAGCGGCCAGCUAGCGAUUUGUACGAAGACGAGGAUGAAUACGACAGCCGGGGUGGGAAGCGCAGUUUCACCCAGUCUUUCGAAGGGGAUAAUUUGGAUCACGAUGACGACGAUGAAGACAGCGACGAUUCUGUCGAAACGGAGGUAAAUUCACAACUGGCAACCCCGGACGACCCUGCAUCCCUCCUGCCUCUGCCAGCAGGUGCUUCUCGCAUUGUGAUCCAAGCCGAACGUCUCCCAACUUUGUCACCAUCAGGGCCAAACGGCUCGUGGGUCUGUCCAAACGAGGAAUGCGGCUAUGUAGUCCGCUCGGCCGACGAGCCCGGCGCACAAGAGAUCAUCGAGGAGCACUUCCGGGCUCAUGAAUACAACACGCAGAAAAUUGACCUGGCACUGACGGAGGGGAGGAGGGGCCAUUUGCCUAUUGAUAAUCUGCUAGCAAAGAUUCGAGAGAAGGGGAAAGAGUCGUUGAAGAAGAAGAGGGGGGUGUUGGGCGGUAAGGACAACAAGCCGGACGAGAAGGCCCAGGUGUUUAGGGAUAGGGUGAAGACAAGGUUGCUGGUUUGAGUUGGUUUGGAUUCUUGGGUUGUUUUUUUGGUGUUUUUUUUUUGGAUGUUUUAUGGGAUGAAUUGGGUGGGAUAUGGUCUUAUGAUAUUCUGGGAGACAUUUUGCAGAGGAUUUGAGCUCAUCAGAGGAUACGGGACAUUUGGGCUUGAGUGGUUGGGGGUUAAUUUCUUCAGGUUCGCAAAUCACCACAAUGGCGUUGACGGGGCAGAGCGAAUGGACAUGGCAGAGUGCUUUGGGGGUUGUGAGGUUGGUUUCUGUAUUGUUAUUGCUCUUUUGACACUGUCGGGAUUGGUUGGGGGUUACUGGGUGUGUUAAAUCGUG
Messenger RNA from Podospora pseudocomata, 2460 nucleotides. RefSeq lists its product as uncharacterized. NCBI's taxonomy places the organism in Eukaryota, Fungi, Ascomycota, Sordariomycetes, Sordariales, Podosporaceae. The record is from RefSeq and is a predicted model, not a curated record. The transcript has 4 exons. The coding region runs from base 103 to 2139 and encodes 678 amino acids.